Glossina fuscipes is the source of this 2396-nucleotide messenger RNA. RefSeq lists its product as uncharacterized. Bases 1131 to 2237 code for a protein of 368 amino acids. The record is from RefSeq and is a predicted model, not a curated record. NCBI's taxonomy places the organism in Eukaryota, Metazoa, Arthropoda, Insecta, Diptera, Glossinidae. The transcript has 5 exons.
UUUUUAAAUUACUAGUAGACCCGUUCAAGUGCUUUUCAGACAGAUUUAAACGAAAGCACGUAAGAAUGCUAUAGCCGAGUAAGGCUGACUAUUCUGUAUCCUAAACCAGCUGUUAUAUAUUCUGUCUUUAUGUAAAUGCAUAAUUUUCAUGAAAGCCUUCAUAUUGGAGCAUCCUGAAACGCCAGCGUUUACUUUUACAGUGGCUUUCAUCAUAAGAAACCACAAAUUAAAUUAUGUUCUAUGUAAUCCAAUUUCCCUAUGAUUGAUUGAGCAAAGUUUUAUCAGGAGAUAUUAAAAAUAAGUCCUUGCCCAGAUUAGGAUCCAAAAUAUUGGUCCAAAUUCGGGGAGGGUGUUAUAAUAUUUGCAACACCCACAAAGGAAGCAUCAGGGACCCUGUAAAGUGUAUACAUCUGUCCGUUUGUGCGUGUUUGCGUGCGUAACUUUGUGGUGUGUUUUGCUGGCGCAAACAUUAGGAUAUCGGCUUCAAAUUUGGUAGAAACAUUGCACGAAUUUUUGCACGAAUGUUGAUAUUGAAAAUGAGCCAAAUUGAUCAGAGCACAUCGUUAAAAGUUCUGUCAAUUCCGGUUAUAUAUUUAAAAGCAAGUCAAGUAAACGGACAUAAGUGACUUUCACAAAUGAUCUUUUCGUGGAGGCAUUACCACGGAAGAUCUUUUUAUGAAGAGGAUUGAGAUUGUUCUUAUUUAGCACAAACGCCUAAGUUCACAGGACGGUAUCAUAUUGUUACGAAAGUACCAUACUCGAUGAUUUGAGUUCUCAUGGAAACUAUUCAACUUUCCAGGAAAAAAAAAUACCAAAAAAAGGAAAAACCAAAAACUCUAUCAUGACGGUUUACCUGCCUCAUGCAGGUAGCGACCCGUGCAAAGACUGACAACAAUUAGCAGAAGUAGGGAUUAACGCAAAAAUGUCACUACGAAUUCAGGUAAUGUUGACAUUUAAGUAAAAGCGUAUUUAAGCGGAAUAUUUGCGGAAGGCAAAGUCAGUCGAGUCGAAAAGUCAAUCGAAGGGGAGUCGUGAGAGUCGAGUCGACAGAAUUGAAUUGUUAUAUUUAAAAGGAAAAGAUCGGAACAAGAAUUAAAGAGUUUUUCAUUCAUCAUCGUUACUAAUUAAAAAUGUCGCCGCCAUUCGAGAAUCAUUUACGGAAAAUUGAUGAAUUAAUAACCAUUGAGGACAAGGAUCGUAAGCCGUACACUAAUAUCUAUAAUAAAAUACGAGAUACGUUGCUUAAUGGUAUGUGUAAGGUGGAUUCGCCUUUUAGACAAAUGUACAAGGGCUACCGGUUGUGCGGCAGUUAUAUGCACAAUGUCCGCUUGAAGAAACCAAAUGAAUUCGAUGUUAUUUUCAUACUGAGCAUUCCGAAUGGGGAUAAGCUGGCCAUACUAAAAGAUAAAAAUAGACCAGGAUUUGUAAAACUAGGGCUUGGCGACAUUUUUCCUCAAUUAACUGUGGAAAUGAAGUUAAUUCUUAACGAACUAGUUACUGGCAGUGAAAGAUUACUAGUACGAACCGCAUUACAAACGUGGUUAUGCCGCACUAUAAGGAACGUUUUAAAAGGAAUUGAGAAUCGUAUACAAACGGACGGCAGAUAUUUGCAACUUACAUAUUUAAAAACGGGUGUUGCUCACACCAUCUACGCGAGAGAUGUUAAAAAUCCACAUUUCUCGAUUUCUAUCGACUUCAUACCGGCCAUAACAAUUAAAAAAGUAUUUAAAUUUGGGAAUGAGAGCGAUAUACAUUCGCUGUAUGCAGUUCCAAAGCCUUUCAAAGGCAAGUAUAUAAAUGGUUCUGGUAACUCAUUCCAAUUGGUAAAUCCAGACAUGGAACAUAAGCUUUUAAUGGGCAAACAACAUUUAAAAGUAGUCUAUCGCCUGUUGAAAUCUUUACGCGAUCGUCAUCGGUUGGAUCGAUUGAAGAGUGUUUUUUUUACCAGCAUGUUUUUAUGGGAGAUUGAAAAGCGUUCCCAAAACUUUUGGCACAAACCCAUCGGUGAAGUAUUUUUGGAGAUGCUAAAAGUUCUGAAAGAACGCUUUCAAACUCGAAACUUUCCUUAUUUUUGGAGUCCAGAACACAAUCUAGUAGACAUUUUAACCGAUGAUGAAAUGACUGAUUAUGCAGAAAUACUAAACACAAUAUUUUGCACUUUUCAAGCCUAUCCUAACCAACAGUCUUUAACUUUUGACAUGUGUGCCCGUCAUUUUCAAAUAUUGCGCAAAUGCUAACUAAGAACUUGAAACCCACCUGUUGUUUUAUACAUAUGUUAAAAACUAUUAAUUAAUUCACUAUAACACAUUGUCGGUUUGUGAUCUGCAAAUGUUAGUAAAGGCACCCCAUUACUUAGAAUAAGAAUAAGAAGCAAUAUUAAUACACUUUCUUUUCAA